CAAACAGUGAAAAAAUAUAAACAAACUGUGUUGUAGCAAAAUGGUAAAAAACGAGCCAAAUUUUGUCGUUGAACGGAUUGUGGAUAAGCGUAUCACUGCAGAUGGCAAGGUGGAGUACUUCAUUAAGUGGCGCGGCUAUCCUUCCGGGGACAAUACCUGGGAACCCGAGGAAAACUGUGAUUGUCCAGCUCUCAUACAAAGAUUUGAGGAGUCUCGGGCAAAAUCCAAGAAACGCGGAGAAAAGAAACCAAAAUGCGAGGAAAUACAAAAGCAACGCGGCUAUGAGCGCGGCUUGGAACUCGCGGAGAUAAUGGGCGCAACGGACGUAACCGGAGAAAUAAAGUACCUUGUCAGAUGGAAAUAUUGCGAUGAGUUCGAUUUGGUGUCCACCAAACAAGUGUCCGAAAAGGAUCCGCAGAUGCUAAUCGAAUACUAUCAAAAGAUGGCACCAUACAAUGGCCACAUCGAUAAACGUAUGCAAGGCGUCCCAGAAGAAUUGCGUGCGAUUGCUGCCCAAACUGGAUAUGCCAUUAGUGGAUCGGCCACAGACGCAGUGGAGCCUUCCAUCUGCAGCGUCGAUGAUGAUCAAAUGCAGGUGACGGAACCAAAGCCAGCGCCUAUGGAAUUGCCAGUGCAACAGGAUGAUACGGUUGAUGAUGAGAUGAACAAUGUGGGCGUUUCCUAUUCUCUGCCCGUACCGGGUGUCGGUAACAUUGCCAUCGAUGUGCCAAUGGUGGAAAACUAGGCGCCACUUAUAAACAUUUUCAAAAUUUAUCUAACUAGACUUUAACAUACUUUGUAACUAAAUACAAUAAACAUAAUUUCAUUUUGCUAAGUACAA
Molecule: messenger RNA, 841 nt
Organism: Drosophila innubila
Lineage: Eukaryota; Metazoa; Arthropoda; Insecta; Diptera; Drosophilidae
Gene: HP1c
Product: chromobox protein homolog 3
Exons: 1
Coding region: 41-745 (234 amino acids)
Biological process (GO): negative regulation of transcription by RNA polymerase II; chromatin organization
Cellular component (GO): nucleus; pericentric heterochromatin
Molecular function (GO): chromatin binding
Source: RefSeq, a predicted model, not a curated record